AUGCCUGCUGAAAACCUGCUCAAAGAGUUUUUCAUGGAUUCAGAUCCCAAUGGCUCACCAACUCAAAAUUCAGAUGCUGGAUAUGCUCCAACCUCCACAACUUCACAGAUUUGGGAUAUCAACCAAAGUUGGACUGGCACACCACUUCCUUCGAUUUCUAUAUUCUCGAGUUCUCCGAACAUGAGCAAUGCUCUAAACCAUUUGAUGGCUCAGAUGCCUGAACCUCUUCUCACUGUUUCUGGGGAAUUUUUCGACCCAAUUAGCAUUCAACAAAAUCAUGGGACAUCUUCUGGAUUCUGGGAUUCUAACCAAUUCCAAGAGCCAGUUGUUCAAAACUGGGAGGACUUUGGAGAUCCAGAUUUCUCAUAUCAGCUGGGCAACGUUCAAAGCGUGGGAGCGUUUGAAGUACCAGAUGACGUCACUUCUGACUCUCCGAAUUCUGGGAGUAUAAACGACAACCUGAGUCUUCUGGAUCCAACACCAAUGUCAACUGAGCAAGAGUUUCCAGGGAAACAAAAUUUAUUUUCCGCAAGCACACCGAUCUACAAGGAAUCCCUUAUUUCCAACUCAUCUGAUCCAGAACCAAUGUAUUCUGAAGGUCCAUUUCCAGUGAGUUCACAGAUCCAAGAACCUGAAAAUUCGCCAGAAGUGAAAAGACCCAAAAAACGAUGUCUUACCCCAAUCUAUUCCCUCAUCCUUGGGCCAACUCCCGACGUCCAAAACAUGACGGAACUAGUUAGUUACCGUUCUUUUCGAACCAAAUACCAUGCUCAUAUGAAAAUCGCACCACCUGUGAAAAUCGGAAGUCAGGAGUAUGACCAAAGAUACAAGGAAGCUUGUAAGAGAGCUGAAAAUUCUCCAGUCUAUCACGAUGAGAAAAUUGUUUGUCUGAGCUGCCUGUUCGAUCCCACUAGUCCGGAACCUAUUCCACAGGAAGUCGUCAAUCCAGUUGACGCAGCAAUGUGCUACAAGUUAUGGCGUGUGAACAACUAUUCGUCAAUGUGGUGUGCUAAUCUCUCCACCCUAUCACCAGGACACCUAGCUCCCAGUCUAGACCCUCUUGAGAUUCUCAAAAGACUUUCACCAAACAAAAUAGUGCCGAAGAAAGAAGAAAAGUACCUUCCUCCAGGAAAACCAUCUAUGUAUCCGCCAACCUCGAAGUUCCCAUCCUAUUAUUACAGUUCGAAACACUGGGCCGGACUUUUAGCACCAGCCGAAAAAGCCAUGUCGUUCUUGGGGCAACCAGAAAACCAAACUUCCACUGAUCUGACUCUAUCCCUACAUGAUCGGAUGCUUCCUCCCGAUGUUUCACAAAGAAAAUGCAAGAGGAUAUCCCCAAAUCUAGUUUUCCAGCUAGAACUAAAGCGAGCUAAACAAAAGGAAGCGAUUGUUAGGAACCGGUUGAUGCAAGGGGUUCCCCCUGGGACAUUUAAGGACGCUUAUGACCAUUACUAA
This is a messenger RNA of Caenorhabditis briggsae, 1455 nucleotides long. The record is from RefSeq and is a predicted model, not a curated record. The coding region runs from base 1 to 1455 and encodes 484 amino acids. NCBI's taxonomy places the organism in Eukaryota, Metazoa, Nematoda, Chromadorea, Rhabditida, Rhabditidae. The transcript is spliced from 5 exons.